UCCUCCUGCAUUCUCUCCUCGUCUCCACCCAGAGCAGGUGACUCCUCCACAAUGUCCUCUGUGUACUCCAGCCGCUCCAUCAGCUACUCCGGUGGGAACCGCCUGGGCUCCAUGAGAGCCCCGAGUGUCUACGGCGGUGCCGGGGGUGCUGGAGUUCGCAUCUCCAGCAUAGGUGCCCCCCGGAGCUACUCCUCCGCUGGUGGGGCAGGAUUCUCCUCCGCUGCCGGUGGAGGAUUCUCCUCGGCUGCCGGUGGAGGAUUCUCCUCCGCUGCCGGUGGAGGCUUCAACCUGGCUGACGCCAUCGACAUCUCCGACAACAAGAAGAUGGCCAUGCAGAACCUGAACGACCGCCUGGCGUCCUACCUGGAGAAGGUCCGCAAGCUGGAGGCCGCCAACGCCGAGCUGGAGCUGAAGAUCAGGCAGUUCCUAGAGGGCAAGGCCAAACCUGAGGGCCGAGACUACUCUGCACACACAGCCAUUAUCCAGGACCUGCAAGACCAGAUCCUGGACGCCACCCGCACAAAUGGAUCUCUGUACCUCGCCAUCGACAAUGCCAGACUGGCCUCAGAUGACUUCAGGGUCAAGUACGAGAGCGAGCUGGGCAUGCGUCAGGGCGUUGAGGCCGACAUCAUCGGGCUGAAGAAGGUCCUGGACGAUUUGACACUGAGCAGGUCCGACCUUGAGAUGCAGAUCGAGGCCCUGAGGGAGGAGCUCAUCAUGCUCAAGAAGAACCACGAGGAGGACCUCCUGGCUCUACGGUCCCAGAUGAGCGGUCAGGUGAACGUGGAGGUGGACGCCGCCCCUCAGCAGGACCUGUCCGCCGUCAUGGCUGAAAUCAGAGAACACUACGAGAGCGUUGCCACCAAGAACCGCAGAGAACUGGAGAACUGGUUCCAGGCUAAGACAGAAGAAAUCAACAAGGACGUGGCGGUGAGCACCGAGACUCUGCAGUCGUCUCGCUCCGAGGUCACAGAGGUCAAACGCUCGCUGCAGAGUCUGGAGAUCGAGCUCCAGUCCCAGCUCAGCAUGAAAGCGUCUCUGGAAGGAACUCUGGCUGACACUCAGAACCGCUACGCCGCCAUGCUGGUGGGUUACCAGAACCAGGUGACGUCCCUGGAGGGGCAGCUGAUGCAGCUGAAGGCUGACCUGGAGCGUCAGAGACACGAGUACCAGAUGCUGCUGGACAUGAAGACCAGGCUGGAGAUGGAGAUUGCCGAGUACAGGAGGCUGCUGGACGGAGAGCUGGGAGGCUCGUCCUCGUCCUCUUCCAAAACCACCACCACCACCACCAGGAAAGUGGUGGUCGUCACCAAGGAGGUCACCGAUGACGGAGAGGUCACCACCAACACUAAGGAGAUCCACUGAGACCUGCCGACGUGUCAGCGUCUGUCCUCACCAAUAAAACUCUGCUGAGGAA
This is a messenger RNA of Melanotaenia boesemani (Boeseman's rainbowfish), 1417 nucleotides long. RefSeq names its product keratin, type I cytoskeletal 13-like. The record is from RefSeq and is a predicted model, not a curated record. The transcript is spliced from 7 exons. The coding region runs from base 52 to 1365 and encodes 437 amino acids. Lineage: Eukaryota; Metazoa; Chordata; Actinopteri; Atheriniformes; Melanotaeniidae. Gene Ontology annotation, molecular function: structural molecule activity.